AUGGAGACCCCAAAGGUAACCAGACCGAACCCGCUCAUCUCUGUUGUGUCCCUUCGGGACCCCCGGACCAAGAACUGGGAAACCCUGGAGAAUCCGUUUUACGUUCUUGUGAUUUUGGCCUCCUACCUCUCCGUAUCCAAGUAUCUCGGCCCACGCUACAUGAAGCACAGAGAUCCCUACAAGCUCAAAGUUGCCAUCAUGAUCUACAACCUCUUUCAAGUCUUGGCCAACAUGUACUUUCUCUCUCAGAUCAUCUACCACUCGUUCUACGCGGCGGGUUACAGCGUCUUCUGCCAGGGCCUCACGUACAGCACGGACCCACACGCCAUCAGCCUUCUGAACGCGCUCUACUGGUACCUCUUGGUACGCGUAGCCGACUUGCUGGAUACGAUAUUCUUUGUGAUGAGGAAGAAGUUCACGCACGUCACAAUCCUGCACGUCUUGCAUCACAGCCUGGUCGUGCUCGGCGGUUGGAUGUUCCUGCAGUUCGGCGGUGACGGGCAAACCUUGUUCGGCGUCUGCCUCAACUCUUUUCUCCACAUCCUAAUGUACACGUACUACUUCUUGGCCUGCCUAGGACCCUCAGUGGAGAAGUACCUCUGGUGGAAGAGGUACCUGACCAGGCUGCAGAUUGUCCAGUUCGUCGUCAUCAUAGCUCACGCGUCGAUACCCAUGUUUGUGGACUGCGGUUACCCACGGGUCCUCCUCUACAUCGCUAUACCUCAGGUGAUUCUCAUCCUGGGACUCUUCGUCAACUUCUACGUGCAAUCGUACAUCAAAAGGCAAAAUGCCGGCGCAGACAAGAUGACCAAGACGUGCUUCGUGCAAGGUGGGGCACAUCUGAAAACGAUAAACGGCGGGCCAACGACGCUGACAAAAAGAAGUCCUAGACCCUCUGUGGGGAAGGGUGGUCAUCUGGGGACGUUUAGCGAUAAUGUGGUAGGGGACAAUUUAGACAAGCGGACUGCCCGUGCUAGCUGA
Messenger RNA from Ixodes scapularis (black-legged tick), 981 nucleotides. RefSeq names its product elongation of very long chain fatty acids protein 4-like. The transcript has a single exon. Bases 1 to 981 code for a protein of 326 amino acids. Gene Ontology annotation, cellular component: endoplasmic reticulum membrane. Lineage: Eukaryota; Metazoa; Arthropoda; Arachnida; Ixodida; Ixodidae. Gene Ontology annotation, biological process: fatty acid elongation, polyunsaturated fatty acid; sphingolipid biosynthetic process; fatty acid elongation, saturated fatty acid. The record is from RefSeq and is a predicted model, not a curated record. Gene Ontology annotation, molecular function: fatty acid elongase activity.